UUUACCAAAUCAAGAUUUACCGGGUCUCACAUUGCUGCAGCAAAGCCAAAUCUCAGUUUGGCCAGGAGAACUUCUCAGGCUGAAGACCAGCCCAGCGCAGCAGUGUCUAGUGCCUCUAGACCAAGCACUACAGUCUCUACACCAGAUCCUACAGUUCCAACCCCUGUCCCCAGAGCCACUGCAGAUGUGUCCAAUCCCGCUCAGCCAUGCAGGACCGUCUCUACUGCUCCUUCUGGGGCAUUAUUGCAAGGUCCAUCUGUAGUUCAACUUCCUCGUUUGUGGUCUGAGACCAUACCACCAGAGGAUCACAAGUGGAUUGGCAAAAGGCUUUUCAAAAUUGGAUCCAAAGGAAAGCCAGCACUUCGUGAUGACCUCCAGCUCUGGUAUUACCCCCCACAACCAGCACUUAUUUACAAUCAGGCUCCAGCUCCAGACAGAUUCUUUUGUCAUACUCUUCUGCUGUGGAUGCCAUACAAGCUGUGGAGGGUUAAGGUUCUCUGUCCCAAUCCAGCCUGCGGACAACAUCAGCUGACAGGAGGUGGUCUGCACAAAAGGGCACGGCAGGUUCUAGACAUUGACAGAACAUACAAUAUGGUCACAGAAACCCUUAUCUGUACAAAGUGUAGAGCCUCGCAUGUGUCCUGA
Carassius auratus (goldfish) is the source of this 645-nucleotide messenger RNA. RefSeq lists its product as uncharacterized. The transcript has 3 exons. The record is from RefSeq and is a predicted model, not a curated record. The annotation marks the transcript as partial. Lineage: Eukaryota; Metazoa; Chordata; Actinopteri; Cypriniformes; Cyprinidae.